AUGCGUCUCAUCACUAUACUCGUCGGCGCCCUGGCCGUAUGGAGCGCACAGGGACUUCGUAUUCUUCACACCAACGAUGAUGGCUGGGCUGAUUUGUCUAUCCGACUUUUCUACGAUACGAUUGUACAGGCUGGGCACGACGCCAUACUUUCAGCUCCAGCCAUAGAUCAGUCAAGCAAAGGCUCCUUGGAUGAAGAGCCCGAGCCCAGGAUGACAAGGUGCCAAUUUGAUACUUGCGAUCCUUGUCCGGAGCAUCUGCUAUACGGUACCAAUGUAAGCGACCCGUCUGGGCGGCUCAACUGGGUCAACUCAUACCCUGUCACAGCAGCCCGCUACGGUUUGGACCAAUUCGCCCCUCGAAUAUGGCAGAAUCAAUCGGCUGAUCUGGUGCUCGUGGGGCCUAAUAACGGUCCCAACGUAGCGUCUCUCACCGAGGUAUCUGGCACCGUAGGAGUCGCCCAGUAUACUGCUCGGCGUGGCAUCCCUACAAUUGCCUUUUCGGGUGCGGCUUGGGGCGUUAUGCGAUACGACAAACCGCCUACAUACCGCCACAGUCUCUAUAAUGAUAUGGCCUAUCAGUUUACCCAGGCCUUGCUAACAGGCGGAAAGCCGUACAUGCCGCAAAACACCUUUCUCAAUGUGAAUUUUCCAAAUUGGCAAAACAACGACUGCAACGAGACGAGCAAGUGGGAAUGGUUCUUGACCCGCCUUGAUACGGAUAGAGAAGGGAACAUGGCCGACUGGGAGUACUGCGGUACGGACCAAAACUUUCUCCAGUUUGACACGCAUUGUUCCAUCACUAUCACUCUGCUCGAGGCAACCAGCAAGAAGAAUGCUGGAGUUGAAGAGCAGAGGUUUAUGCGUAAUAGGUUGAAGAACAUGUUAGCAUGUCCUCCAAGUUGA
Molecule: messenger RNA, 903 nt
Organism: Pestalotiopsis fici W106-1
Lineage: Eukaryota; Fungi; Ascomycota; Sordariomycetes; Amphisphaeriales; Sporocadaceae
Exons: 4
Coding region: 1-903 (300 amino acids)
Molecular function (GO): nucleotidase activity
Source: RefSeq, a predicted model, not a curated record